AUCAUAAUUAUAUUUUCUGUAUCUUGUUCUUGAUAUUACUCUUGGAGGUAACAGUACAUUCACGUUUUUGUUUUUAUAACUGCUCUUAUUUCAAAAUCGUUCUUAUUCAUUUAUUGUACUUACUAAUUGCUCUUAAGAAUACGCGUGUGUGUGUAAGCAGCUAAUUUAGGAUUAUGAAACAGUAUAAAAACUAGUUUUAUGUUUUAUGAAUUCAAUUUAGAAACCGUAUAAGAUGUUUAUUGUUUUAUUAAUUCAAUUUAGAAACAGUAUUAAAAAAAAAAAAAGACAAAAAAAACUUUUUGGAACCUGACACUAGCUGCACGCGUCAUUUCAGCUAGUACUGGUAGGGGAGAUCUCUGAGUGAUAAACUUUGGUGACUCACUCCGUCCUGAAUAAAUGCUGCUGAGAGAUUAAAAGCGGCAUUCAAAAUAGACAAGUAUACAGUAGACACUACUCAGAAUUGAGGAAUGAAUUACCAGCCCUAUGAUGCCAGAACAUUUUUUCUUAUUUGCCUGUUUGGAUGGGGUCCAGUUGUAUGUGACACACAAGUUCUGGAGCAGGAUAUUAUUUGUGAAGAGCAUGAUGCUUACAUCCCACCAAUAGAAUGGACCAUAAAGAAUAAUUUUACCCCUUCAGAUCUCCAGUCACUCAAAGUCAAAUUGGGUGGUAGCUCUGAACAGUCCCCUACAUUAAAUAUAAGCUGGACCAUCAGUGCAGAUGGAAGCAUUGCAAUCCUUAAAGCAACCAUGAUCCGCAUUGAAAAUCUAAGGAAUUAUAUGAGCCACAGUUUUCAAUGCAAGUAUACACAGACAUUUCUGACUCAAACCGAUCCCUGGAAUAAACAGUGGGAAUUUUAUUUCAGUGGAUUUAAUGCUGAACCAGAAACACAUUAUUAUGUAAGUGCUUUCAACAUUCCAACAGCUAAUAUUGAAGGAGACCCACCUACAAAAAGUCAAACCUUUAAAACACCAGAUUGUGAGAAUGAUAAUGUAAAGUAUCAUGAGCACUGUGUUUCAGAAGGAAGCCUGUGGGAGCCAAACAUCAGUUCAUUCUUCACUGGGGAUGAAGUGGAGGUGGUCUUUACCACCAGUAAACAUUCACUGAAAUAUGAUAUUUUAUUGUUUUCUUGCAAGAAACCUUCUGAAAAUUUGGACAACUGUGAAUUCUUAAAUAUGAUCACUGCGGAAUUUCAGGCCAAUGAAACAAGAAGUACCAAAAGAAUAAAAGCCAACAACAAAGACUGUGAAAUAUUGGUUAUACAGAUUGUACCUUAUUUUCAUGGGUGUCAGAGUGAUUGCCUUAGACACGCCAAACACAUGGACUGCAAAAUAGAAAGUCCCACGGAAACCACACCAAAAAACCCUGACAAAAAAGAAUCACAGCUCCUCAUCAUUGCUGCUACAUUGGUUUUUGCUAUUCUUCUUGUGGUUUCAAUCUAUGCAGUGUGGAAAUCAGGUAAAACCAGAAGAUGUUUAGCAGAUUCUGCCUCGAAUAACUGCAAUGGUUCACCAGCUACAGUACUUAUCAUUUAUUCUCUGGAGAGCAGAAUUUUUCAAAAAGCUGUGGUGGCUUUUGCUGAAUUCCUGCAAUUGCACUGUCGGUGCAAGGUGAUUAUUGAUAUAUGGCAAACGCAGAAGAUUGCAGAAAUGGGCCAAGUUCAGUGGCUAGCCACACAGAAAGAGACUGCUGAUAAGAUUGUUGUCAUUUGCUCAAACUCAGCCAAAAGCAAAUGGAACAGCACCUCUAACCCUACAGCAGAAGACUACACAGUUUCCACUGCUCUGGAGGACAUGUACAGUCUGACUCUGAACAUGUUUAGCAGCGAUCUGAAGUGCCCGGCAGCUCUGAACAAAUACAUGGUUGUAUACUUUGAUGAAAUCUCCACUGGGAAAAACAUCCCUCCCGCGUUCAAUUUUUGCAAAUCAUAUUCCCUUAUGAAGGAGAUUGGGAAAAUCUGUAAAAGUAUGCAUGGUGCACCUGAUCACAGAUUCAGCCAAGACACAGACACAUUGUUAUGCUCAAAGUUUCCACGCAAUAAGGAAAGUACACAGCAACUGAGAAACGCAAUACUGGAAUUAAAAGAAUGGGAGAAGAGCAUGCUGGUUUAAAAACAGAAGAGCUUGCACUUUUAGAAUCUGUGACUGGGUCUUGAAAAAAACACGGAGUUUACUUUACUCAACUGUUUAGUUUUUCGUAACUGAAUUGAAAUAUAACAGGUGAAAUUAAACUGUAAAAUAAACCAGGAAGCAAGUAAGAAACAUUAUGUUUUUAAUAUUAGUGUUUACUAUCAUAGGAUCAGCAUUUUUUAAAUACAAGGCUUCUGCUUUUCUGUUUUUAUUAAAUUUAAUUUUUUCUGUGCUUAUUUUGACCUAUUUGAGUUUU
Messenger RNA from Acipenser ruthenus (sterlet), 2382 nucleotides. RefSeq names its product interleukin-17 receptor B-like. The record is from RefSeq and is a predicted model, not a curated record. Bases 468 to 2108 code for a protein of 546 amino acids. The transcript has 12 exons. Lineage: Eukaryota; Metazoa; Chordata; Actinopteri; Acipenseriformes; Acipenseridae. Gene Ontology annotation, molecular function: interleukin-17 receptor activity.